This is a messenger RNA of Macrosiphum euphorbiae (potato aphid), 1761 nucleotides long. The record is from the annotation of a GenBank genome assembly. NCBI's taxonomy places the organism in Eukaryota, Metazoa, Arthropoda, Insecta, Hemiptera, Aphididae.
AUGAUCAUCAGGUUACCUUCAAAACGAUGCAGCUUUCUUAUUGGACUAGUGCUAUUGAUGACCACCGCAGUGUUGUUCAUAUUUUAUUCGCUGAACAUAGUCAAAAAUGAAAUCCAGGAUCCUGAAUUUCCUGAACCACCGUCAAGUUUGCCGAUGGGAGUGUACAGCAAGGUCGGCGUCGUGUCUAAUGGUGGACCCUGCUCUCAAAUUGGAGUUGAUGUGAUGGCUAGGGGCGGAAAUGCCAUAGACGCAGCUAUAGCUACAUUAUUAUGCGACGGUGCCGUUUGUCCACAACAAAUGGGUAUUGGUGGAGGGUUUAUAAUGAGUAUUUACAAUGCAACGACCAAAAAAGUAACGUCAAUUAAUGCACGUGAAACAGCUCCAGCCGCUGCAAAUACUUACAUGUUUGUAAAUGAUCCCAUAAAAUCCAUGCACGGAGGACUGGCGGUUGCGAUUCCAGGAGCCCUUAAAGGCUACUCAACGAUAUAUAACUUAUACGGUGGCGGCGUACGAUGGGAAACGUUGUUUGAUCCAACCAUAAAACUAUGUGAAGAGGGUAUAACGGUCAGUGGUCAUCUAGAUACCAGCUUGAAGUUUGACGAAGAAUUGAUACAUAAUGACACAAUGCUCAGAAACAUUUUUAUCGAUGAAAACAGUGGAUACUUGAAAACAGCUGGGGAUACAUACAAGUUACCGAAGCUAGCAGAAACCCUGAAAAUCAUAGCGAUAGAAGGUGUAAAAGCCAUAUAUAACGGAUCGUUAACAUCUAAAUUAAUACACGAUUUAAGGAAAGUCAAUGGUAUUAUCACAAAUAAAGACUUGGCGGAUUAUAAGGUUGAAAUCGAAGAAUCUUUUUCAGUAAAUUUAACAAGUGGACAUACAAUACACAUGGGGCCACCACCUGGUUCUGGUAUAAUAUUAGCUUAUAUUCUCCGUAUUUUGGACGGCAUUCUGCCGGCGCCUGAUGUUGGUUUAGCCGAACAUCGGUUAGUAGAAGCUUUUAAAUUUGGGUAUGGUGAACGAUCCCAUUUAGGAGACCAUCAAUUCGUGAACGUAUCUCAAAUUUACAAUAAAGUAAACUCGGAUAGUUACAUUAAGAGUAUCAGAGAUAAGAUUCUUGAUAAUUUUACAUCUUUAGAUCCGAGAUAUUAUGGGGGUGAUUUUUAUACACCAGAAGACCAUGGGACGGCUAACAUAGUCGUAACCGAUUCGAUGGGAAACACUGUUGUAUGUACCAGUACAGUAAAUACAUUUUUUGGAAGUGGUUUCAUGUCACCUAGCACUGGCAUUAUUCUGAACAAUCAAAUGAACGAUUUUUCCACUCCUGGAGUUACCAAUUUUUACGGAAUCCCAUCGUCACCAGCCAAUUACAUAAAACCAGGCAAACGACCAAUGUCUUCAAUGUGUCCAACUAUAUUUACCGACACAAAUGGAGACUUUGUUCUUGGAGCGGGAGCAGCUGGAGGAUCUAAAAUCACUCUUACUACAGCAUACAUGGCUGCCCAUAAAUUAUGGUAUAAUAAUACGCUGAAAGAGGUAUUGGACAAACCUAGAAUAUACCACCAACUUGUACCUAUGGAAAUUAGAUAUGAAUACCGAACAACUAAGAACGUUGUACAAAAACUUAAAGACAUCGGUCAUCCAGUGACCAGGAUGAAUUAUACACAAGGUUCAGCAGCAUCGGCUAUUAGCAGAUCCCCUACAGGAAUGAUCGAAGCCAUGUCAGAUUUCCGGCGGCCAGGAAAUACGUCAGGAUAUUAA